UUCACAAGAGCUGCUGUGGCUGUUUGUUUGGUCUGCUCUUGAUUUUUGUUGAAAAAGAUCUUCAGUUGGUGUUUUAAGUUGCAAACGGGAAGAUGUUUACAUUUCGCUUUAAUUCUUAUCGGAUUUUUCAAUAUUUAUUGAUAUUCAUUUUUGUGUCAAGUGAGGUGAUUGCCGGACAAACGCCUAAAAAAUGUGCAGCAUUUAAUGAAUAUUGUCAAAAUCAUUGGGAUUGCUGUUCUAAUAGCUGUAUGAGUUAUUUAUAUCGUUGUACCCGUGGUCACAAUAUCUAUCCUUAUCCCUUUUUGGGUGUUAGCUAUAAACCAAGCGUAACCUUAGAUCAGAUACUAGAACAGAAUUUCGGCAGCUCAAAUUAUAUACCAGUUUCACAACCUAAACCUUAUUUUGCCAGUCGUUUUGGUGUUCCUGAUGAUGCUGGUACCACUGAAGUUGAAAUUGUUUUACAAACAAACUCGGAGGAAACUAAUAAAGAAUCGAGCACUUUAAAAAAUCCAAAUGUAUUGGAACAAUCAACAACCUUAAAAAAUCCUGUUGUUUUGCAAGAGUCCACCACUUUAAAAAGUCCAGUGGUAUUGCAAAAAAACACAGCUGUAUUUGAAAAUCGUUUAGGUCAAGAAGUAACCGAAGCUCAAAAGGAAGUCACUGGUGAUGUACAAACCACCCAGACAAGCACAACUGAAAAGCCCUCAUGCUCAGAAAUUGGUGUAAAGUGUUACACAAAUGAUGAAUGCUGCACCAAACGUUGCCAUGGAUUUUUACAUCAGUGUGUCACAUAAAUACCAGACAAGAUAUAAAUUUGGUAAUAACAUUGUAAUCUAAAACCUCUGUGAAUGCAAGAAUUCAAAUAAUUUUUUUUUUCAACAAUAAAUUCUUUUAUAAUUUUAAGCAA
Molecule: messenger RNA, 907 nt
Organism: Lucilia sericata (common green bottle fly)
Lineage: Eukaryota; Metazoa; Arthropoda; Insecta; Diptera; Calliphoridae
Exons: 3
Coding region: 93-794 (233 amino acids)
Source: RefSeq, a predicted model, not a curated record